Molecule: messenger RNA, 3693 nt
Organism: Thermothielavioides terrestris NRRL 8126
Lineage: Eukaryota; Fungi; Ascomycota; Sordariomycetes; Sordariales; Chaetomiaceae
Exons: 2
Coding region: 325-3612 (1095 amino acids)
Biological process (GO): chaperone-mediated protein complex assembly; protein catabolic process; protein quality control for misfolded or incompletely synthesized proteins
Cellular component (GO): mitochondrial matrix
Molecular function (GO): ATP binding; single-stranded DNA binding; ATP hydrolysis activity
Source: RefSeq, a predicted model, not a curated record
GCUUCCAUCAUCGCCGAAAACCGUGCUAGUCCUCCACAUCCGGGCCGUCGCAUUAUUCAGACAUCGUCACCAUCGGCCCCGACAUUCCCAGCUUCCCCCGGAGCUGCCAUUGAUCACCCGACCACGGCCACCACGCCUCCUCUGUAAUCCGUGUUUUAUUCUCUGUAUUAUUUUCUCACUUUCCUUUUUGUUUGCCGAGCGUGGUUGCAUAUAAGUUAGAGAUCCAGGCCCGUCUCGGGCAGGCCGAGUUGGAUCGCUUGGUGCAAAAACCUGCAACAAACCAGAAAUCGAAGCAUCCAAGGGCUCUCUCCCUCGCCGCCCACGAUGCUUCCCCGACUGCGCCUACUCCGAUUACCUGCACCGACGAAUUCCAUCUUUCCCGCGCGGUCAAGACUGGGCGCGUGCUCAGUGCCGGCAACAAUACGGCAGAGACAACAUGGCGCGACACCGCUGCUGCAUGCCUCCAGAGGCAGAUCAUUACGCUCUAGCUUCUCCACGUAUACCGCAUUAGGGAAACGGAAAGAAGGCUUUUUCGAUGGCCCUGUGGAACCAUUGUCUGAGGAGGAGAAGAAAGCGAACCUCGAAAAGGCGGAGGCUGAAGAGAAAGAGAUUUCGAAGUCCAAAUCUUCAAGUUCGGAUGCUCCCUCCGGUAGUAACGGGCAAAGCACACCCGAGGGACCUGAUGGGAGGGGCAGUGCUGCCGGUGGUUCUUCCUCGGGGUCAUCCGGAGACGAUUCAGGUUCCAGUGGCGGCAGCAGACGGGGUCGGAGAGGCGACAAGGCGCUUGCGAAGCCGGUCGUGCCGGAGAUUUAUCCCCAGGUUCUGGCGAUACCUAUCGCCAAGAGACCGCUCUUCCCCGGUUUCUACAAGGCCAUCACGAUCAAGGACCCGAACGUCGCCGCCGCUAUCACCGAAAUGUUUAAGCGCGGCCAGCCCUAUGUCGGAGCUUUCCUGUUCAAGGACGAGAAUGCCGAUGACGACGUCAUCCGCAAUCCGGACGAUGUCUACGAUGUCGGUGUCUUUGCCCAGGUCACCAGCGCAUUCCCAAUGAACGCGCAGGGUGGCGAGGGCGGCGGGCUUACGGCGAUCCUGUACCCUCACCGACGAAUCCGGCUAUCUUCGCUGAUUCCUCCGGGAGCCGCCGAUACCGCGAAGGCCGCUCCGCCUGCGGAACCCAUCCCCGAGCCGAUCCCUAAAGUGGCAGAGGAACCCGAACAAAAGGGAGACGUGGUUGCGAGCUUCGAAGAGAGCGCGGUCGAACCGAAGCCCGAGCCGCCCAAGAAGCAGACGUACGAAGUGACGUCCUUCUUGAAGAAGUACCCCGUCAGCAUCGCCAACGUCGAAAACCUCGUCGAAGAGCCCCACGAUCCCAAGAGCCAGGUGAUCCGUGCCGUUACGAACGAGAUCGUGAACGUCUUCAAGGAGGUUGCCAGCAUGAACAGCCUGUUCAGGGACCAAAUCUCUACCUUCUCCAUCAGUCAAUCCGCCGGCAACGUCAUGUCCGAGCCUGCCAAGCUGGCAGACUUUGCCGCGGCCGUCUCUGCGGGCGAGCCUGCCGAGCUUCAAGAAGUCUUGGAGAGCCUGAACGUCGAAGACAGGAUGCACAAGGCGCUCUUGGUGCUCAAGAAGGAGCUUGCCAACGCCCAACUCCAGUCCAAGAUCACCAAGGAUGUGGAGAGCAAGAUCACGAAGCGGCAGCGCGAGUACUGGCUGAUGGAGCAGAUGAAGGGAAUACGGCGGGAGCUCGGUAUUGAGUCGGACGGCAAGGACAAGCUGGUGGAGACGUUCAAGGAGAAGGCCGACAAGCUGGCCAUGCCUGAAGCGGUCCGCAAGGUUUUCGACGAGGAGCUCAACAAGCUGGCACACCUGGAACCAGCCGCAUCAGAGUUCAACGUGACGCGGAACUAUCUGGACUGGCUCACGCAGAUCCCCUGGGGACAGCGCAGUGCCGAGAACUUCGACAUCCGGAACGCGAUGAAGGUCUUGGACGAGGACCAUUAUGGCCUCAAGGAUGUCAAGGACCGGAUUCUGGAGUUCAUCGCCGUCGGCAAGCUGCGCGGAACCGUAGAGGGCAAGAUCCUUUGCUUUGUCGGCCCUCCUGGUGUGGGCAAGACGAGCAUCGGCAAAUCCAUCGCUCGUGCUCUCAACCGCGAGUACUAUCGGUUCAGCGUUGGCGGUCUUACCGACGUUGCCGAGAUCAAGGGCCACCGCAGGACCUACGUCGGUGCGCUUCCUGGCCGUGUCAUCCAGGCCUUGAAGAAAUGCAAGACGGAGAACCCGCUGAUCCUCAUCGACGAGAUCGACAAGAUCGGGCGCGGGUACCAGGGAGAUCCGUCGUCCGCGCUGCUUGAGCUACUCGAUCCUGAGCAGAACAGCUCGUUCCUCGACCACUACAUGGAUGUGCCGGUCGAUCUAUCUCGGGUGCUUUUCGUCUGCACAGCCAACAUGACAGACACCAUUCCUCGGCCACUCCUUGACCGCAUGGAGGUCAUCCGACUGUCCGGAUACGUCUCGGAUGAGAAGAUGGCAAUCGCGGAGAGGUACCUUGCGCCACAGGCGCAGGAACUGGCCGGGCUCAAGGACGCUAACGUGCAGUUGACCAAGACGGCGAUCGAGGAGCUCAUCAAGUCUUAUUGCAGGGAGGCUGGUGUGCGGAACCUCAAGAAGCAGAUCGAGAAGGUCUACCGGAAGUCUGCGCUGAAGAUCGUUCAAGACCUCGGCGAGGAGGCGCUACCCGAGGCCAAGGCCCUCACGGACGAGGGCAAGGCUGCCCUUGAAGAGUCGGAAAAGGAGGGCAAGACGGCGGAGGCUGGCAAGCAAGCAACCGAAAAGGAGACCACCGAAACACCUAGGGUGCCGCUGAAGGUCCCUGAGAGUGUGCAGGUCGUCAUCGACAAGGACAACCUCAAGGACUAUGUCGGGCCCCCUAUCUUCACUUCCGACAGGCUGUAUGAUGUCACCCCGCCGGGUGUCACCAUGGGUCUGGCCUGGACCCAGCUGGGCGGCGCCGCCAUGUAUGUCGAAGCCAUCCUCCAAUCUGCGCUGAAGCCCUCAAGCCGGCCGUCCCUCGAGAUCACGGGCAACCUCAAGACGGUGAUGAAGGAGUCUUCGACUAUCGCCUACUCGUUCGCCAAGUCGCUGAUGGCCAAGGAGUUCCCUGACAACCACUUCCUCGAGAAGGCCAAGAUCCACGUACACAUACCCGAGGGUGCGGUGCAGAAGGACGGGCCAUCGGCCGGCAUUACCAUGGCUACAUCGCUCCUGUCUCUCGCGCUGGAUACGCCGGUCGACCCUGCCGUCGCAAUGACUGGCGAGCUGACACUGACGGGCAAGGUCCUCCGCAUCGGGGGGUUGAGGGAGAAGACCGUGGCGGCGCGGCGGGCGGGCUGCAAGAUGAUCAUCUUCCCGCAGGACAACAUGUCCGACUGGCUGGAGCUUCCUGAGAACAUCAAAGAAGGCAUCGAGGGCCGCCCGGCGAGCUGGUACUCGGAGGUCUUUGACCUCAUCUUCCCCAAUCUCGACCGCGAGAAGGCCAACAAGUGUAAGGCCUGCGGGAACAAGAAGGACGCGGAGGAGAAGGAGAAGUCGGACGAGGACGACACGAGCGAUUAGGCAGCGCCAUCACGGAGACGCACGACAACAAUCAGCGCUGGAGGGGUUCAUCACCAUAAUGGACUCCGUUGUCUUCUGGCG